This is a messenger RNA of Penicillium odoratum, 2277 nucleotides long. Its product is annotated as Zn(II)2Cys6 transcription factor. NCBI's taxonomy places the organism in Eukaryota, Fungi, Ascomycota, Eurotiomycetes, Eurotiales, Aspergillaceae. Gene Ontology annotation, biological process: DNA-templated transcription; regulation of DNA-templated transcription. The coding region runs from base 1 to 2277 and encodes 758 amino acids. The transcript has 3 exons. Gene Ontology annotation, molecular function: zinc ion binding; DNA-binding transcription factor activity, RNA polymerase II-specific; DNA binding. The record is from RefSeq and is a predicted model, not a curated record.
AUGUCCUCCGUCAACGAUAACGCCUCUUCACCCGGGAGCGGCGAUGGGGUGAGCAAGCGCAAACAAGGUUCGGCCGCGUGUGUCCACUGCCAUCGGCGCAAAGUCCGAUGUGACGCUCGAGUCGUCGGAACCCCUUGUACCAACUGUCGCACCUCUGGCAAGACCGACUGCCGUAUCCACGAGAAGAAAAAACGUCUCGCUGUGCGUUCGAUUCUCGAUCCCGUUCCGAUCCGAUCUCGGCCUCUGCCGACGUCUGAUCAUGCCGCCAAUCCUAUAACUUCGGCCGGCACACCGCUGCCGCCAAGCUUUCCAACUGCAUUCGGGGGUGGCUCUGCGCUUGCAGGCAAUUCUCCGCAGCAAACCUUCCUGUCCAAUGCCGCGGAGCCAUUUCGUCAAGGUCCGGAUCUGUCACACGCCCAGGAGGCGCACACGGAGAUGGAGCAACAUCUUGUGAAACUUAUUGAUGAGGAAGAAUCUGGACGAAGAGAAAUUCAACGAGGCGUGCGCGCUUUCUACGUCGGCCAUGAACAUUCGAAUAUGUCCUUCCUGAUUCGUCAACAACGGGAUCAGGAUGAUGAUGUAUACCACUUUGCCAGCAAUGAAAUUCCUCGGCGACAGAUGAAGACCGGUCACGACCAGCUCCUUAUGGAUGCGCUAACACUUCCCGAGCCAACCUUAGCGGACGAGUUGGUGCAAUCAUAUUUCACUUACGUCAACCCGGGUUAUCCAAUCGUCGACGAGGACUUGUUUAUGACGCAGUACCGGAAUCGAGACCCUGCAGAUCCUCCUCCGAUCUUGUUGCUUCAGGCGAUUUUGUUAGUUGGGGCCCAUGUCACUCGCGCAAAGGCAGAACGUGAUGCAUUGAAAGAGAUCUUUUUCCGUCGCACCAAGUACCUCUUUGACAAUCGCAUCGAGCGAAAUCGAGAUAUUCUGGUUCAGACAGCGUUGCUGUUGACCUGGCAUUCUGAUAGCGCCGAUGAUGAUGUCGCCGCCGAUGCCCACUUCUGGGUUGGCGUAGCUGCCCGGAUUGCCACUGGCCUGGGAAUGCAUCGCAACCCGGUCUCGAGCCGUUUUGUCACUCGAGACAGGCGAAUGUGGAGGAGAGUAUGGCAUAUUCUGGUCCAGUUUGAUGUGAUGAUCUCUCUUUCAUAUGGCCGACCACAAGCUAUAAACCUGGAUGACUCUGAUGUAUCACCUCUGAUCCCUGCCGAUUUCGAAAAUUGUGGACCUCGGGUGCAAGCCGAAUUUGUUAUUCACUUUAGCGCUCUCUGUACUAUGAUUUCAUAUCUUAUCCGAGAUCGGUUCGGUCUUCGGGCUAGUGAUGAGCGACGAAAAGCCGUUUUGCAAGAGGCUGAUGAAUCUUUGGCAAAUUGGUCCUUGAAGCUACCUGACAACCUACGCCUCCGAGCAUCGGAUAUGGACCCUUGGUCAGCUAUGUUGCACCUCACCUAUAACAACUUCCUCAUUCUACUACAUCGGCCACAUCCAAGAGCAUCGGCAUACUCUGACGACUAUGGUCCUCACGACGCAGAGAUCUGCAGUGCUGCGGCUGGAGUUAUUGCUUCUAUCUUCGAGGAGCUCCGGAUGAAUGAUCGUUUGAAAUUCCUAUGGUACACCGGUGUCCAUACCUUGUUCACGGCCAUGAUCCAAGUUCGUGUAGAACUUCGAUUCUCUAAUCCGGUUCUUGCUAUUAAUGCAUUGCGCCGCUUCGACUCGGCGUCUUAUUCAUUGCGGGAACUGGCUCAGUACUGGGUCCACGCAGGUACAAUUCUGCGCCUCUUUGAAAAUUCCAAGCGUCUUCAAGAAGAUUUGCGUAUGGCAACCACUGACCGAUCCAAAACAUUUAACGCCAUUCCGCCCAUCAAUAAGAUGCCCAUCACGGUAUCCGAGGCCGCGGCAGCCUUGCAAGCUGUCCAUACCCCACGGCCCCUCUCCUUUGGCGUACCGACCCCAGAGUCUUCUCACACCCCGAUGCAAGGCACAAUGUCGCCACAACCAGCUCCACAGUUCGAUAAUUGGAUAACCGCUCCUCUCCGACUUAAUGUUGGUCCCAUGGAGAGAAAUGACCCGUACUCGGCCAACAUGCAGGUCGACCAAAUGGAUCAAACUCGCGACUAUCCUGACUGGAGACAAUUGUUCUCUUUUACAGAUUCUGAGCUCGCUAUGCCCAUGGCUGGUGAGGGACUCUUGGAAUUGGAAGAUGAAUGGCGACAGAUCUACUGGCAGGAUCUACCCAUGGCAGAUCUCAUCCAAGAUGGCAGCUGGCUUCCUGGCUAG